Molecule: messenger RNA, 3539 nt
Organism: Caenorhabditis angaria
Lineage: Eukaryota; Metazoa; Nematoda; Chromadorea; Rhabditida; Rhabditidae
Source: the annotation of a GenBank genome assembly
AUGACAAAAUCCACCACAAGCAUAUUUCUCAUUUUUGGCGCACUUUUGGUGUCGAUGACGUCAUCGACACCAAUUUUGGUGGUUAGAAGGCAGCUCGAUGUUCAGCCACGGCAUACAAUAUCAUCGGCGUUUUGGAGAAAUUUGCAGGAAAUUAUUGGAGAAGAGCAAAAUGCGAGGGAUCAGUUCAUUUUUGUGGAGGAACAGGAGGAGGUGCCACAGAGGUGGGUGCGCGCGCGGAAGGUUGCGGAAGGUUGCGGAAUGUUGCGGUUCAAACCUGAAGCUUCUUUAAUUGCUCAAAAUUUAAUAUAAAAUCCAUUAAGCGUGGAACAAAAUUCAACACUUUCAAAAUUCUUUCAAAAAAUUUUGAAACGUAUUUUUUCCAGUUUUCUUUUUUUUUGAAACAGUGAAUUUUUUUCAACUAUAAAUUUUGGAAAAUCAAGAAAUUUCAAAAAAAUUAAUUUUCCUCGAAUUUUUGAUGAUAAAAUUUAGGAGCGAAUUAUUAUUGAAUGGUAAAAAAAAAUUUUUUUUAAAUUAUUUUUGAAACAGUAGAAUUUUUCGAAAAUGUUGAAAAAAAAGAAUUUCUGAAAAAUUAAUACAAAAUCUCACGAGCAAGAAAAUGAGCACCUAAAGAUUACUGUAACCCCCCCCCCCUUUUUUCGUGUCAGGACCCAGGUACAGUACCCUAAUUUUAUCUGAUGACGCGCAAUUUUUCCCAAAGGUUUACAAAACCUUUCCCAAUUUCAUCUGUCCCUAGACUUUUCUUGAAAUUCCCACAGACAAAAAUCUGUGACGUGGCUUUCAGAAUCACCUGUUUUUUCUGUUGAAAAUAAAUUUGGAGCGAAAAAAAUCAGAGGGCUACAAAUUCCGAGAUAAAUAGAGAAAAACGGGAUUUUUUGUCUGACAGGGAAAAAUACGUUUCAAAAUUUUAUGAAAAAAUUCAGAAAGUGAUGAAUUUUGUUAUGAUGUUUGAGUUCUUUAAAAAAUCCCUGAAGCCUAGAAAAUGAUUUGAGAGUGUAGAAAAAUCACUGUUUCAAAAAUUGUCUUAAAAUUUUUUGGUAAUUUCAAGUUUUGUUAUUAAAUCGCAUAAUAAUAAAUAUAAAAAACUCAAAAAAAAUUAGAUUUUUUUGGUUUUUUCGGGAAAAAAUGUAAUUGAAGUUUCCGAAAAAAAUUCACUGUUUCAAAAAAAUUUUAAAUUUUUCUGGAAUUAUUUUUUAAAAAAAUCGUCAAUAAUUUUUGAUCAUUCUGAAUUUUAUUGAGCUCCACCAGAAAUUUUUGGGGCAAAAACAUUUUUCGAAGAAGUUCAUUCAAAAAAUUUGGAAAUUCAUAAGAAAGUCUAAAAAUUUGAAUUUCCGAGAACCCAUAGUUGAAAAAAUUCACUGUUUCAAAAAAUCUAUUGAAAUUUAUCGGGAAAAUAGUAAUUGUUACGUGGAUUCAUCUCUAUUCAUCUCUAGAUUUCAGAACCCAAAAAUUCACUGUUUCAAAAUUAAUUCUAAUUUUCCAGGAUUCUCAGAAAACCGGUAAACUCCUUUUUUUUCUAAAAAAUUCACUGUUUCAAAAUUUUCCCAAAUUUCAAAGGACUCUUAAAAAACUGAUAAACUGAUUUUAUAUAUUCCAGAAAAUUCACUGUUUCAAAAUUAUUCCUUAUUUUCUACGAGACUCUUAAAGAACUGAUAAAUUUGCGAAUAAUGAAUCAUUAUAAUUUUUUCAGACUAGAAAGAUUGCGUCGAAACAUCCCCAACAAUUAUCACGACGAUUUCUCAGUCGACGAAUUUGUUGUUCCAAUUUUUCAAGAUUCCUCUUCUCCUCGUCGUCGUUAUCGUAGAGCUCAGCCAAUUUUGGACAAUACUGAUGAAUUUUCCGCUGAUCCUUUUGAGGUAAUUUUAGAAUAGAAUUGCGUUUCACUGCAGAUUUUUGUCAAUUUUCUAGUAGAUUUUGACAUGGUGAAUAUGAGUUAUGACGUGGCAAACAUCGAAAGUUAGAUUGGUUUUGGCGAGGUUCGAAAAAUUCUAUGUAAAAAUUUUGAAACAGUAUAUUUUUUGGUGAUUUCAAAGGCACUUUGGAGAAAUUUUAGGACCUAAAAUCACCUUAAAAAUUAAGUUUCAAAGAAAAGUUACCAUUUUCUUUUUUUGAAAAUUUCACUGUUUCAAAAUUUUUUUUAAAUAAAAAUUCUCGUAUCAGAGAUUUGAUGAACUUCCAAAAAGCAAGCGAAAAUUAAUUUUUUUUGAAAAUAAAAAAAAUUCACUGUUUCAAAUUUUGGUUAUUUUUUUUUUUGAAAUUUGAAUUUUCAAUAAUCCUUGCGGCGCAAUGAAAUUUUCCAAAAAAACCUCAAAAAUUCAAUUUCAACCAAAAAAUUUGUUCAGAAAAAUAAGCGAAUUAGUUGCCAUUUUCAUUCUAGAAAAUUUCACUGUUUCAAAAUUUUUUUUAAAUAAAAAUUCUCGUAUUUUUUUUGAUUUUAUCAGUGAAUUAUUGUUUUCAAAAAAUCAAGUGAAAAUUAUUUUUUUUUUUGAAAACAAAAAAUUCACUGUUUCAAAUUUUGGUUAUUUUUUUUUGAAAUUUGAACAUUCAGUCUGGUUAUCACUUUGAAUUGAAAACUUAAAAUACAAAAAGAAGAAAAAUAUACAGAGUUCGCCUAACUUCUUUGGGAAAUCUAGAAAGUUAGAGCUACUUUUAAGGAAAAAAAAUUUCGUGUAAUUCUCUUGGACAAUUAUUAAUGGAAAAUUGAACAAAAAAAUUAAUUUUGCAAAAAGAAUUACUGUUUCAAAAUUUUCUCAUAUUUUCACGCUCUGAGAAAUUCAAUGCUACUUGAGUUUUUAUGGCAAAAAAUUAUUUUGAAAUCGAUUUUCUCAUUUUUUUUGGAUUCAAAAAAAUAUACUGUUUCAAAAUAUUCCUAUAUUUUUACAGUUUUCAAUAAUUUUGGCAAAUAAUUUGAAGAAAUUUUAGGACCUAAAAUCUCCAUAAAAAAAUUAAUUUUCAAAGAAAAGUUACCAUUUUCAUUCCGGAAAAUUUCACUGUUUCAAAAUUUUUUAAAAUAAAAAUUCUCGUAUCAGAGAUUUGAUGACUUUCCAAAAAGCUAGCGAAAAUUAAUUUUUUUUUGAAAAUAAAAAAAAUUCACUGUUUCAAAUUUUUUUAUAUUUUUUUUGAAAUUUGAACUUUCAAUUCGCAAAUUAAGUUUCAAAGUGUUGAAAAAUCAAUUGAAAAAAAUUUCGCGAAUCAAAAAAAUUAAUUUUGCAAAAAAAUUCACUGUUUCAAAUUUUUCUCAUAUUUUCACGCUCUAAAAAAAAUAUUUUUUAAUCGAUUUUCCCAUUAAAAAAAUAUACUGUUUCAAAAUAUUCCUAUAUUUUUCUACAGUUUUCAGUUUGGUUAGUUUCAUUAAAAUAAUCAUUUCAAACUUUGCCACGUCAUAACUCAUCAAGUUCCCCUUUUGCACCCCUCCUUAGUUUCUCCUCUCCCUACAUAUUUUGUUGUAGACGUCACAAAGUACUGUUGUUAUUGUGCCUGCGAAUUACGAAGUUGUGGUAUAUCCAAAAAGAGAUGUGUGA